Halichondria panicea is the source of this 4837-nucleotide messenger RNA. Its product is annotated as serine/threonine-protein phosphatase 6 regulatory ankyrin repeat subunit B-like. Gene Ontology annotation, molecular function: protein binding; protein kinase activity; ATP binding. Gene Ontology annotation, biological process: protein localization to ciliary inversin compartment; protein phosphorylation. The record is from RefSeq and is a predicted model, not a curated record. NCBI's taxonomy places the organism in Eukaryota, Metazoa, Porifera, Demospongiae, Suberitida, Halichondriidae. Bases 214 to 4704 code for a protein of 1496 amino acids. The transcript is spliced from 37 exons. Gene Ontology annotation, cellular component: ciliary inversin compartment; cytoplasm.
GCUAUUUUGCAGGCUUGUCAUCAAGGCUUGGGGGUGCUCAAGCCCCCAAAGCGCCCCACUGGAUCCGCCACGGAUUGACAGAAGUUUUAGCAUGCGCGCUGUACACGCUAGGAUUUUACCGCUAGAUCACGUGAUCGUUUUUAGAUCCGAAUGUAGCCUCGAUUCAAGGCGGAUUUGGAAUCGAGGCUAUAAUGAAUGUUGAUCGUGAUCUAAAUGGCUACAAGAUAUGUGAAUCUAGACGCUUUUGUUGUCCAGGUAGAAGGAUUAGAUCGGGAUAAGGACAAAGCAGGCUCGGGGGCUUAUGGCUGUGUUUUUAGAGUGACGGUUGGUGGAAAGAACUGUGUAGCAAAGAAGAUUCACAACAUUUUGCUCAAAGAGCGAUGUUUUCAACAAAAAGAGAACAUUUUGACAAAAUUUCGCAAUGAAUGUCACAUUCUGAGCGGUUUGAAUCAUCCCAAUGUGGUCACUUUUGUUGGAGUCCAUUACGGCCGUGAUAAGAACGACAUCAGUUUGAUAAUGGAGAGGCUUUAUUCAGAUUUGGCCGAUUUUGUUGAAAAGAAUCCAGACACUGACCUUGCCAUUAAAAUCCACAUUUUGUACGAUGUAUCCAAGGGCCUUCACUACCUCCACUCUCAGACCCUUCCUCUCAUCCACCGUGACCUCACUGCUUCCAAUGUACUGCUUACUGAGGACCUCACAGCCAAGAUCGGAGACCUUGGCGUGUCUAAGUACAUGGAUCCUUCUGCUGCAACAGCAGGCUUGACAACUAAUCCUGGUAAUGCCUGCUAUAUGCCUCCUGAGUGUCGAGUGGAGGAUCCUAACUACACGACCAAGCUGGACAUAUUUUCCUUCGGCAUUCUAAUUAUUCACACUGUCAUCGGCAAUGUUCCUAACGCUUUCGACUUACCAGGGAUAUCUUCAUUUUUCUAUUACCUACUAGGAAAUUUGGAGCUAAAACGUCGACAAAAAGCCUUGCAGGAGAAGAUGGGAGAGAAACACUGUCUCUAUCAGCUUGCUGGUCAAUGUCUUCGUGAUCAGCCCGAACGGAGGCCAGUGGCUGAGGAAGUGAGUAAAUCACUCAGAAUGUUGUGUAUCAAGAACCCCAGGAUGUCGUUCAUGGAAGCUUGCAGGGUGGGCAAUGUAGGUGUGGCUCAGUUGGCACUAGAAGGAGGGGUAAAUCCAAACCAGCUAGAUGAGAAUGGGUGGACGGCAUUACACAUAGCCAGUUUAAAUGGUCACUGUGAUAUUGUCAGAAUGCUGUUAGAGGCCAAUGCUUACCUCAUCAAUAUCAAGAUUAACGACAAAAAAACAGCUCUUCAUCUAGCCAGUGACAAUGGACAUGAUGAGGUGGUGAGGGUUCUCCUAGCAGCCAAGGCUUCAGUCAACACUCAAGACAAGAAUGGGUGGACAGCAUUGCACGUAGCCAGUCGGAGGGGUCACUUUGAAGUUGUCAUAAGGUUGUUGGAGGCCAAGGCUGAUAUCAACAUUAAGACUGGUAACAAGUGGACAGCUCUUCAUCUAGCCAGUGACAAUGGACAUGAUGAGGUGGUGGGAGUCCUUUUAGCAGCCGAGGCUACAGUCAACACUUGGGACAAGUUAGGAAAGUCCCCUCUCUGGUCAGCCAUUUUCAAAGGUCACCAGAAGUGUGUGUUGCUCCUAAUCGAUGCUGGAGCCAAUGUUAAUGUGCAACAAGCGGAUGGAACCACUGCACUGUAUAUAGCUGCUCAGAAUGGUGACUUUAGAGAAGUUGCACUGUUGAUUGCGGCUAAGGCUCAGGUUGAUAUUCAAAAGGAGAAUGGGUGGACAGCAUUGCACGCAGCCAGUCAGAAUGGUCACUUUGAAGUUGUUAUAAUGUUGUUGGAGGCCAAGGCUGACGUCAAUAUUAAGACUGAUGGCAACGAGACAGCUCUGCAUCUAGCCUGUGAAAAUGGACAUGAUGAGGUGGUGAGGACCCUCCUAGCAGCCAAGGCUACAUUCAACACUCUGAACAAGUUGGAAAAAUCCCCUCUCUGGUCAGCCAUUUCCAAAGGUCAUCAGAAAUGUGUGCUGCUCCUAGUCAAUGCUGGAGCCAAUGUUGAUGUGCAACAAAAGGAUGGAGCCACUGCGCUGUAUGUUGCUGCUCAGAGUGGUCACUUGAGGACAGUAGGAUUGUUGAUUGCGGCUAAGGCUCUGAUUGACUUUGCUCAUACUGCUAAUGGGUGGACAGCAUUGCAUGUAGCCAGUCGGAAUGGUCACUUUAAAGUUGUCAUAAGGUUGUUGGAGGCCAAGGCUGACGUCAACAUGAAGAAGAACAACGAGACAGCUCUGUAUCUAGCCAGUGACAAUGGACAUGAUAAGGUGGUGAGGGUCCUCCUAGCAGCCAAGGCUACAUUCAACACUCAGGACCAGAUACAGAUACAGAUACAGUUAGGAAAGUCCCCUCUUUGGUCAGCCAUUUUCAAAGGUCACCAGAAAUGUGUGCUGCUCCUAAUUGAUGCUGGAGCCAAUGUUGAUGUGCAACAAAAGGAUGGAGCCACUGCGCUGUAUUUUGCUGCUCAGAAUGGUGACUUAAAGAUGGUUGGAUCGUUGAUUGCGGCAAAGGCUCUGAUUGACUUUGCUCAUACUGCUAAUGGGUGGACAGCAUUGCAUGUAGCCAGUCAGAAUGGUCACUUUGAAGUUGUCGUAAUGUUGUUGAAGGCCAAGGCUGGCGUCAACAUUAAGACUAACGACAAUGAGACAGCUCUGUAUCUAGCCAGUGACAAUGGACAUGGUGAGGUGGUUAGGGUCCUCCUAUCAGCCAAGGCUACAUUCAACACUCAAGACAAGAUACAGUUGGGAAAGUCCCCUCUCUGGUCAGCCAUUUCCAAAGGUCAUCAGAAGUGUGUGCUGCUCCUAGUCAAUGCUGGAGCCAAUGUUGAUGUGCAACAAAAGGAUGGAGCCACUGCGCUGUAUCAUUCUGCUCAGAAUGGUCACUUAAAGAUGGUUGCAUCAUUGAUUGCGGCUAAGGCUCUAAUUGACUUUCCUCAUUCUGCUAAUGGGUGGACAGCAUUGCAUGUAGCCAGUCGGAAUGGUCACUUUGAAGUUGUUAUAAUGUUGUUGAAGGCCAAGGCUGGCGUCAACAUUAAGACUAACGACAAUGAGACAGCUCUGUAUCUAGCCAGUGACAAUGGACAUGAUGGGGUGGUGAGGGUCCUCCUAGCAGCUAGGGCUACAUUUAACACCCAGGACAAGAUACAGUUUGGAAACUCCCCUCUUUGGUCAGCCAUUUUGAAAGGUCACCAGAAAUGUAUGCUGCUCCUAGUCAAUGCUGGAGCCAAUGUUGAUGUGCAACAAAAUGGUGGAGCCACUGCGCUGUAUCUUGCUGCUCAGAAUGGUUACUUGAGGACAGUAGAAUUGUUGAUUGCUGCUAAAGCUCUGAUUGACUUCGCUCAUACUGCUAAUGGGUGGACAGCAUUGCAUGUAGCCAGUCAGAAUGGUCACUUUGAUGUUAUCAUGCUGUUGUUGGAGGCCAAUGCUGACGUCAACAUUAAGACUAAUAACAACCUGACAGCUCUCCACAUAGCCAGUAACAAUGGACAUGAUGGGGUAGUAAGGGUCCUCAUAGCAGCGAAGGCUACCGUCAAAACUCUGGACAAUUUUGGAAACUCCCCUGUCUGGUCAGCCAUUUUCAAAGGUCACCAGAAAUGUAUGCUGCUCCUAGUCAAUGCUGGAGCCAAUGUUGAUGCGCAACAAAAGAAUGGGUGCACAGCAUUGCAUGUAGCCAGUCAGAGUGGUCAGUUUGAAGUUGUCACGAUGUUGUUGAAGGCCAAGGCUGGCGUCAACAUCAUGAAUAAUGACAAAAAAACAGCUCUUCAUCUAGCCAGUGCCAAUGGAUAUGAUGAGGUAGUGAGGGUCCUCUUAGCAGCCGAAGCUAGAGUCAACACUCAAGACAAGUGGAAACAGUCUCCUGUCUUUUUAGCCAGUUUCAAAGGCCACCACAAAUGUGUUGACCUCUUAAUCAAUGCUGGAGCCAAUGUUGAUCUGCAAAAAGCUAAUGGGUGCACAGCAUUGCAUGUAGCCAGUCAGAGUGGUCGGUUUGAAGUUGUCAUGAUGUUGUUGAAGGCCAAGGCUGGCGUCAACAUCAUGAAUAAUGACAAAAAAACAGCUCUUCAUCUAGCCAGUGCCAAUGGAUAUGAUGAGAUAGUGAGGGUCCUCUUAGCAGCCAAAGCUAGAGUCAACACUCAAGACAAGUGGAAACAGUCUCCUGUCUUUUUAGCCAGUUUCAAAGGUCACCACAAAUGUGUUGACCUCUUAAUCAAUGCUGGAGCCAAUGUUGAUCUGCAAAAAGCUGACGGAGCCACUGCGCUGUAUGCAGCUGCUCAGAAUGAUCACUUGAGUGUAGUUGAAUUGUUGACGGCAGCUAAGGCUCAGAUUAAGAUUCAACAAAAGGAUGGAUGGACAGCAUUACAUAAAGCGAGUGAGAAGGGCCACAGUCGAGUUGUGAAACUGCUAAUUGCAGCUAAGGCUCAGGUUGACAUUAAAGAUAAGGAUGGGUGGACAUCAUUACACAUAGCUAGUCAGAAUGGUCACUUCAAAGUUGUCAUGAUGUUGUUGGAGGUCAACGCUGACGUCAGUAUUAAGACGAAUGAUGGCUAUACUGCUAAUGAUGUGGCUCUUUGGAAGAAUCACACUAAAAUCAGUAAAUUUCUGUAUAAUUAUAUAUAUACGUAUACAGUGACUCCAUAAUUAUAUAUCAAUUUUAUUUUGUAUUCUCACUCUAAAUUACUGAAAUGUAGAACGUAUACAGUGACUCCAUAAUUAUAUAGAUCAAUUUUAUUUUGUAUUCUCACUCUAAAUUAUUUUAUUGUUACUGAAAUGA